UGCGGGGACGGCGGCUGCGGCCGCGGCCGGGGAGCGCCCUUUGCAGGCGAGCGGGGCUCGGGCGAGGUGGCCUCGGCGACGUGGGGGGUGCCCGCGGAGCGGGGUGCAGAUUUUGCAGCCCCUCCCCACCCCUCGGAAGACUGGACUCGGGAAAGGUGGUUUGACAGGAUCCCGCCCCUAGCAGGAGGACCCUUGCGUGCAAGUUGGCCGUCGUGACCCUGGAAGGAUGUUUGUUUGUUGGUCGCCACUGGUCCUUACCUGGUUUCCACGGAGGGUCAUCCCUCUAACCCUCCUCCGGUCAGAGAAGGUUUAAAUAUUUUACUGGACAUGUAUUUCUCAUAAGCAGUAUCCGUCCAGCAGGCCCUCAAGCCAGAAUGUGGCACACCAUCCUUUUUGAGAAGAGGUGAAUGUAACGGAUUAAAAAUGGCGGACAAAAGUGGGAAGAUAGUUCCAGGACAAGUGUACAUCGAAGUGGAAUAUGAUUAUGAAUAUGAAGCGAAAGACAGAAAAAUUGUGAUAAGGCAAGGGGAGCGCUAUAUCCUGGUGAAAAAGACCAACGAUGACUGGUGGCAAGUGAAGCCGGAUGAGAGUUCCAAGGCGUUUUACGUGCCUGCCCAGUAUGUGAAGGAGGUGGCCCGCAAGGCGCUCAUGCCCCCCGUCAAACAGGCCAUCGUGCUGCCCAACAGCGCCCCAAAGACGAUGCAGAGCCUGCAUCUUCAGAGAUCCGCCGAGAAUGUGAACAAGCCUCCGGAGCUGUCGAGUUUCGGGAAGCCGUCGCUGUCCGUCCAGGGAAUGGGACUUAUCCGAGAUGCCAAUCAGAACCUGGGACCCAGCUACCCUGCAGGCCAGACGCUGAAUCUGAGCCUGGAUCUGACCCACAAUAAUGGCAAGUUUAUUAACAGUGACUCACACUCGCCGAAAGUUUCCAGCCAGAACAGAACGCGCUUGUUCGGUCACUUUCCGGGACCGGAGUUCUUGGACGUCGAGAAAACCAGCUUCUCCCAGGAGCAGGCAUGUGACUCCGCCGGGGAGGGCUCCGAGAGGGUCCAGCAGGAUUCGGAAUCCGGUGACGAACUUAGCAGCAGCUCCACGGAACAAAUCAGGGCAACAACACCUCCAAGUCAAGGACGGCCAGAUUCUCCUGUCUAUGCUAAUCUUCAGGAACUGAAAAUAUCCCAGUCUGCUCUUCCUCCGCUCCCAGGGAGCCCCGCGAUCCAGAUUAAUGGCGAAUGGGAGACGCAUAAAGAUAGUUCAGGGCGCUGUUAUUACUAUAACAGAGGAACGCAGGAAAGAACUUGGAAACCCCCUCGCUGGACCCGGGAUACAAGCAUAGGCAAAGGAGAUUUCCAAAGUCCAGGAGAUCAAGAGCUUCUUUCAUCAGAAGAAAACUACCCCAGCCUUUGUUUCAGCCAGUCAGAUAGUCAGUGUGGUUCUCCUCCAAGGGGUUGGUCAGAAGAGUUGGAUGAACGUGGGCAUACCCUAUAUACCAGUGACUAUACUAAUGAAAAGUGGCUCAAGCACGUUGACGAUCAAGGUAGACAGUAUUACUACAGUGCUGAUGGAUCUCGCUCAGAAUGGGAAUUGCCAAAGUAUAAUGCUUCGUCUCAGCAGCAAAGAGAAAUAAUCAAGAGUAGGAGUCUGGACAGGCGGCUGCAAGAACCAAUAGUGUUAACAAAAUGGAGACAUAGCACCAUUGUAUUGGACACCAAUGACAAGGAAUCUCCAACUGCCUCAAAACCCUGCUUACCUGAAAAUGAAUCUUCUCCCUCUUCACCAAAGCACCAAGAUACAGCCAGCGGUCCCAAGGGUCAAGAGAAAUUUGGAUUAUUAAACGUAACAAAAAUUACUGAAAAUGGGAAAAAGGUUCGGAAAAGCUGGUCGUCUUCGUGGGCCGUGUUGCAGGGGUCAUCUUUGCUCUUCACCAAGACCCAAGGAAGCAGCACAAGUUGGUUUGGAAGUAAUCAGUCCAAACCGGAGUUCACAGUGGACCUUAAGGGGGCAACGAUUGAGAUUGCUUCAAAGGAGAAAUCCAGCAAAAAGAAUGUAUUUGAGCUGAAAACCCGCCAAGGAACGGAGCUGCUAAUUCAGUCUGACAGUGACACUGUUAUCAAUGACUGGUUUAAAGUCCUUAGCAAUACUAUCAGUAAUCAGACAGAAACAGAAGAAGCAUUUGAAGAAGAGCUACCAGAUUCCCCAGGAAUAGAAAAGCACGAUAAAGAAAAGGACCAUAAGGAGCCCAAAAAACUUCGUUCCAUGAAAAUGUCUAGUAUAGAUUCUUCUGAACAGAAAAAAACCAAGAAAAAUUUAAAGAAGUUUCUUACUCGACGCCCCACUUUGCAAGCUGUUCGUGAAAAAGGUUAUAUUAAAGAUCAGGUAUUUGGAUGCAAUCUUGCUAAUCUGUGUCAGAGAGAGAACAGCACAGUGCCAAAAUUUGUGAAGUUAUGCAUUGAACAUGUUGAAGAAAACGGUUUGGAUGUCGAUGGGAUUUACAGAGUAAGUGGUAACCUCGCAGUGAUCCAGAAGCUUCGGUUCGCCGUUAAUCAUGAUGAGAAAUUGGACUUGAAUGAUAGUAAAUGGGAAGAUAUCCAUGUCAUCACUGGAGCCCUCAAAAUGUUUUUUCGAGAACUACCAGAGCCUCUUUUUACAUUUAGUCAUUUUAAUGAUUUUGUUAAUGCAAUUAAACAAGAACCAAGACAGCGAGUUGCUGCUGUUAAGGACCUAAUCAAACAGUUGCCAAAGCCAAAUCAAGAUACCAUGCAGAUUCUGUUCAGGCAUCUCAAAAGAGUUAUAGAAAAUGGAGAAAAGAACCGAAUGACUUAUCAGAGUAUAGCCAUUGUUUUUGGGCCUACUCUCUUAAAGCCAGAGAAGGAGACUGGGAAUAUAGCAGUUCAUACUGUCUACCAGAAUCAGAUUGUAGAAUUAAUCCUGCUGGAAAUAAGCUCCAUCUUCGGACGCUGACACCUGCUGAAGAUGUUCUGUGGAACAGAAGCUGGAUUCCAUCAGAUUUCUUCAUAUCCUUAUUCGUGAUGUUUUUUUCAUUUUUGGACCAAGCAGUGACUGUUUGAUUUUUUGCACUUUUUUUUUGAGGGAUAAGGUGGGAACGGGAGAGUCAAGAUGUGUAUUGCGCCCUCAUAUUUGCUGCUUUGUUGGAAGAUGAUAUCACUGUGUGUGAUUCUAAAUUAAUUUUAUCCUGAAUGUUUGCAUUUCAUACUCUGAAUUUCAGUAAAAAUCGAAACUUGUCCUUUUGACCAGUCAUAAACACUGGAUAAUUUGAUAAGAAAGCUCUGUCAGUAAGAAAGCUAUGGCUUGGGUUUUUGUUUUUCUUUUCCCUCAAACUGGAUAAUGUAGAAUUUCUUCUCAUGAUUCAUUAGGUUCACCACAUAAUAGAACAAUACGUAGUAUCAGUUAUAUUAAAAACGCUCUUGGGCAUUUGAAAAAAAAAUGAAGUCUAUCUGUUUCGAAACCUGUGUAUUUCUUUUUCAGGGUUUCUGCAUGCAGUGGCAGUCUGAGUGCUAAAUUCGUUAGAACCCAGAUAGAAUCCCUUGAUGAAGGCUUUGCUUCCGUGCUGCGUAGCAUCCUCAUUGGAUAUCUUAGUUGCUUGUUCAAGCAGCACACUAAUGUUACUUAAAACACUGUGAUAUGCUGGGGUUUAAUUUAGCAUAAGUCCGUUCAGGGUACUUUGGGGUUGUCUGUGCCACACUGAUCCUUGUAGCUAACAACCCCGAUUAUAUCUAGUGCCAUACUGAGUUCUUGGUAUGACCCUGUGGAAACAGACUUUAUUUUAUGUAAAUACAGGCUAAAGACAAUGUCUUUUAGCUUAUGUGUAUAAUUGUGUUGUAUAGUCUCAGAGUACAUUCUAAUCCUACAUUUCUAAUCACAAUACUGGUAAUCUUUUCCGUGAAUAUUAGGUUUCCUCCAGAAAUAGGCCGUUAUUUGAGAAAGUUAACUGUGCACUUUUAGAUUUUAAUUACAUUUACAGGCAAAUCACUGUAAUACAAAUGGUACUGGAAAAAUACCAAGUAGAUUUGCUAAAUGGUAAAUGCACUACGAGGGGAACCUUUUAGGUUAUUUAAUAUGUACAGAAUACAUUAGAAAAAAUUUAUUACAGAAUUCUAACUGUGGUAUGAAUAGUGGAAACCCAUAUGCAAAUUAGAUAGAUGUCAGAUGGAAAAUGACAUUACCAAAUUUGAGAAUUUCUUUUUACAUUACUAAUGUAGAUUGAUUUGUAUAAUAAAACAGGGUCUGGAAGGUUUUGUUACAGAGAGCAUGGUCGUCUGUUGGAGAUUUUUUUUAAUGUAUUUUUCUAGAUUAACUGCUGUAUAUGAAAUGUCUAAUCUGAAUAAAGAAAACUAUAAGAGGUUUAGAGAUUCUUUUCCAUUGGAAAUGUGCAUUUUGGUUUCUCAUUUUGUUUUUUGAUUUUGCGUUUACCAGCAUAUUCUUAUACCUCACUUAAAAAAAAAUCAACUGAAUCCAAUAUUUUCUGUGGCAAAUACAUUUUCCUCAUUUCACACCUUCUCUACUCCCUGCUAUGUCAACAACCUUCACCACCCUUUCCCUACUUCUUAUUUCUUCAUCAGUUUUUCAAAAUGAAUGAUUUGUAACUAAAACUUCUUUUUCUUAGAGUUGUAUUUAUGAUUUACAGAUUGACUUCACGGGAACAAAUGAUUUUUUAUAUGAUCUGUCUAAAAGCCUCUCACGUAAGUUUUGUGAUAAAAGUGUUGUUGGUUAUUGUGGCUCUUAUUUAAUUGUUAACAAAUGAAGCUACUUGACAACAAUGGGAAAGCAGAUUGUUUUGGGCAGGGAGUAAAAGUCCCCAAAUUAGGAUGUUUAUAUUUGCCUAAGGGUGACCUUAAUGCUACACUAUGCUUAUGACUGGACUAGAAUGUGAUUGUAUACCAGGAAAAUAAUUAGAUUCAAAUCAGUGAUUUUUUUUUUUCUGUUGGUAGUUAAUGGACAUACCGAAGUUUAAAUUUGUCCUGUGUUUCUUGUUUCAAGGUACAUGUUUGUGUAUGUGAAGUCUUGAAUGUUGUAUAAGUCUACAGCUAAUCAGUUUAUUAUAAUAUUGUAUGUGUGGUGAGAUUAAUGUCUUGUGUUUUCUUUAUUUGUGAAUUAAAAAUUCUCACUUUUUUUUGUAAUAACAAAACCAGUAAUAUUUUCGUGUCUUGACAGCUUGAUUUUUAGUAGAAAAUAUAUUAAAGACUAAAAUAAAUUGUCAGUGAAAGCUUA
Molecule: messenger RNA, 5226 nt
Organism: Sorex araneus (European shrew)
Lineage: Eukaryota; Metazoa; Chordata; Mammalia; Eulipotyphla; Soricidae
Gene: ARHGAP12
Product: Rho GTPase activating protein 12
Exons: 21
Coding region: 424-2958 (844 amino acids)
Biological process (GO): regulation of GTPase activity; signal transduction
Cellular component (GO): cytoplasm
Molecular function (GO): protein binding
Source: RefSeq, a predicted model, not a curated record